Messenger RNA from Polyodon spathula (Mississippi paddlefish), 2929 nucleotides. RefSeq names its product monocarboxylate transporter 7-like. NCBI's taxonomy places the organism in Eukaryota, Metazoa, Chordata, Actinopteri, Acipenseriformes, Polyodontidae. The record is from RefSeq and is a predicted model, not a curated record. Gene Ontology annotation, molecular function: monocarboxylic acid transmembrane transporter activity. Bases 189 to 1832 code for a protein of 547 amino acids. Gene Ontology annotation, biological process: monocarboxylic acid transport; transmembrane transport. The transcript has 6 exons.
UAACAUUUAUUAUUUUUAAUUAUUGCGCUCCUUUUUUUUAACCGAGUUAGAAUUUAAACAGAAAAAAAAAAGCUUCCGGUAGCACGUUGAGGUUUUAGGGUUAUAAAAUACAAGUUUACUUGUGUUGUGUCCAAUUUUACUGCGUUAUUCGUAUUUUCACUUUCUAAAGAGGAACCAGAACAGAGAAGAUGGGGUCUGUAGCCAGGGCAAAGGGGUGCCUCGGAGCCAAUGUCUACACAGAAGUGCCAGACGGGGGCUGGGGCUGGGUUGUAGGUCUGGCCUUCUUCUUUGUGGAAGUAUUCACAUACGGAAUAAUCAAGAGCUUUGGGAUAUUCUUCCAGGACCUGAUGAUCCAUUUCAACGAGUCCAACAGCAGGGUGUCCUGGAUAAUCUCCAUAUGCGUUUUUGUCAUGACCUUUACAGCUCCCCUCUCUUCAAUGUCAAGCACCCGUUUUGGUCAUCGCCCUGUCGUCAUGGUGGGAGGAGCACUGAUCAGUCUUGGAAUGAUUUCAUCAGCAUUCGUAAACUCGGUUGAGCAAAUGUACAUCACUGUGGGAGUCGUUUCAGGCCUGGGAUACUGCCUCGCUUUCCUGCCUACUGUCACCAUCCUCUCCCAAUACUUCCAAAAGCGCCGAUCCCUCGUCACCGCUAUCGCCUCUACUGGAGAAUGCUUCUCAGUUUUUCUUUUUGCACCAGCCUUUACUGCUCUGAAGGAUUACAGUGGCUGGAGAUGCUGUCUCAUAGUGAUGGGAGUGCUUCAGUCCACAAUCAUUCUCUGUGGAGCUCUACUCCGGCCAAUUGUCAUCCAGACCAAGCAAGAGGUGGUGCAUAAAACGCCGAUUAAACAGACAGAGACCAAAUACAUGCUAGACAAUGAGCAGACGCGCACAUCGAUCGACUCGGUAGACUCAGGUGUUCAGUCUUUAUCUACCUCAUGCACCAACAUUGUUGGACGCAGUAAAGAGGAGGAGAUGGAAAUGGAAAAGAAGGAAGAGGAGACGGGAAUGCUUCCCGGAGCCUCGGUGGAGAAGGAAGAGCCCUCAACACCACUUCUGAGAAACAAACUGCUGGAUUUCUCGGUGCUCAAGGACUGCAGUUUUAUUUGUUAUGCACUGUUUGGGCUGUUUGCCACUCUGGGAUUCUUUGCGCCCCAGCUGUACGUUAUCCCACUCAGCAUCAGUCUGGGCAUUGGGAAGGACCGGGCAGCGUACAUGUUGUCUGCCAUGGCUGUGGCGGAGAUCUUUGGCAGGAUCUCGAUGGGCUGGAUGCUCAACAAGAAGCCCAUUCGGAAGAUCUACAUUGAGCUGAUCUGUGUCCUGCUGCUCUGCCUGGUGUUGGUAGUCUUCCCCUUUGUCCGUGAGUUCUGGGGGCUAAUGGUCUGCUGCGUGCUGUACGGCUUCAUGUUGGGCACAGUGGCCGCCUCACACAUCCCCAUGCUGGCAGAGGAUGAUGUGUUGGGAAUUGAGAAGAUGCCAUCUGCAGUGGGAGUGUACAUCUUCAUCCAGAGCUUUGCAGGGCUGGCUGGUCCACCCCUGGGAGGUUUCUUGGUAGAUCUCACAGUAGAUUAUGGUGCUGCUUUCUAUUCCUGUGCUGCUGGAAUGGGAGUGGGAGCCAUUUUCUUGGCUCUGGUACGACCUGCAAAGACUGGCCUUUGUAACAGGAGGAAGAAACAGCAGCAGAACUCCAAGGCUCCAAGCUGGGAAAAUCUAACUCAGGAUAACAAAAUUGUUGUGGAACUUCCGGAUGAUUUCCUUGAUGUUGAUCUUGUUGCGGAAGAGAGCAUUUUGAAAAUCAAUUCAGGAGACAGCACAGCCAGAGCAAAAUCAAUUUAAAGAGAGAGAAAAAAUGGGACACACAAACAGACCUCGCACCACGAAUCUAAUGGCCAAUAUCACAAGCACUUGCCUUUUGUGUUCUGCAUGCUUCUAAUGUACUGGAAGUAAAUAAUUAAGUUAACACUGCUUAUUUAAGAAAAUGAAAAGGUGCAAAAAAAAAAAAAAAACAACAACAAAAAAAAAAAAAAAAACAUUUUUUACACCAGUUGCACAAUCUAGUAAUUCUGAAUGUUGACACUCAAUUUGUAUAACAAGUGCAGAAUAGAUUUAUUUUUUAUUUUAGGAAAAUAAAAAAUAUAGGCCCUUUUUGCGCCAUUCCUUUAUUCCAUGCAGACCAUGACAUUUCUGGUGUUAGGGAACAUGAGUCCAAGCUGUUUUUCCAUGAGGGCUUCAAUUAGAAUAGUUUACAUACCAGAUGUGUAUAUGUAACUAAUCAGAACACCAAAUCAGAAGAAAUCCUAAUGCUAUGUUGCGGGAAAAUUCAAUUCCAUUCGGGAGUGAAACUGUCAGUGAUACAACUGGUUUCUGUUACAUGUUGCAUUCAAAUAAUAGUUGAAGUUUUCCAGCAGGACUGGAUUAAAUCCUCUUGAUUGUGUUUAUGUAGUGGCCCAUAUUCAGUAAAGGUACUAUGACUAUGAGCAAGGUUUGAAAGUAUUAACUUUUAGUAGGACAAAAAAAAAAAAAAAAAAGUUUUAACAAGUAUAAACAGGGAAUCUUUAUAAAGAGUAAUACAACUCCUGAGUGAAUCUAGGGGUUUUCAAAAUAAGUUAGGCGUUAUUUUUUAUUUUUUUUAAAACUUCACUUAAUAAGUGAUAAAAUACAUAAACAGGCUGUUUUCUGUUGGGACUAAGACCAGUUUUAAUGUUCAUGUUCUUCAGAGUAGUCACUGGUAUACCUCAUCUGGAACCCAUAUAGCCUUAGGCUACAGUCUGUUGUUAGCUUGUUGAAAGAUUAGUUUACAUUAACUCUGCAUUGAUUGGACAGUUGUACAGUCUGUCUCUAUCAAUGUGUUGCAAUCUCACUGGAAUAUUUAUUCUAAACCUUGCUUAAAUUGUAGCUAAUUUAUUCUUUUACAAUUAAAAUUGUUCUAGCUU